This is a messenger RNA of Dendronephthya gigantea, 5532 nucleotides long. Its product is annotated as tetratricopeptide repeat protein 28-like. The coding region runs from base 1 to 5532 and encodes 1843 amino acids. The transcript has 5 exons. NCBI's taxonomy places the organism in Eukaryota, Metazoa, Cnidaria, Anthozoa, Malacalcyonacea, Nephtheidae. Gene Ontology annotation, molecular function: protein binding. The record is from RefSeq and is a predicted model, not a curated record.
AUGGACUGUGCUACUGACAAGCUAUCCGAGUUUCAAAAAUUAGGUGCAGAGGCUUUGAUCAUCUUUGAAAUCUGGAUUUUUACCGCUUCUUGUCUUCAUCAGGGGUGUACAUCAUUGCCAAAUGACAACCUGCCAUGUGAUGUGAACAAGGAAGGAGUUAUUCUCGUAAUAUUUGUCAACGGAAGAAUAAAGCAUGAAAAAGAGCCAAGAGAUUUGGACAUAGAAGCUUUUAUUGGCGAUUUGCUUGAUGAACUGAAAAAAGAUCCUGGAUUAGAUGUUCUCGAGUACACAGUGAUUAGAGCUUUCGGUCCUGAGAAACAUGACCAAGAAAUAACAAACAUCGAAAAAGGAAGUCUUCUUGUUUCAUUGCACUGCUUUACAGAUGAACGGUUUCUUGAGGUUUUGGAUGAUUUUGAAUCCAAAAGGCUUCAGGAAAGUUUUCUGAGGGAACUUUCGCUGAUUGGAAUUGAAAUGGAGGGAAUAGAGUUGAAGAUACUAAACAUGGAGGAGGUAAAUAAAAAAAGGAAUGCUGCUAAAACGAAGAUCGCAAUUAAAGAAGGAAGUCUUGAAGAAACAGAGGAAAGUAAAUCAAAAGGUGUGAUGGAACCCAAGGAGCUAAAUAUUGGGAAGUUAGAAGACAUCAGAAUGACGAAUCAUCUUGAAAUAGCUACAUGCACCGCACGUUCAGGAGAUAACAACUUGAAAUCAGGUAAGUAUAAAGAGGCAAUUGAGUGUUACGAAACAGCCAUUGAAAGUUUAACUAAAAUUGAAGAUUUAGAACUUGCUAUUUUCGAGUCCGCUCUACACACAAGUAAAGGCGAGGCUUAUAUUGGAUUGAAAGAAUAUCAAAAUGCUAUUGCCUGCUUCAAAAAGGGUUUUUCACUUAGUGACGAUAGGUUUCCAGUAGCAAUCAGCAAUGAAGGUUUAGGCCGUGUUUAUUUUGAAUUAGGCCAAUAUGAAGAGGCCAUUAACAGUUAUAAAAUAGCUCUAGAUGCAAGUACUGCCAUUGGGGACAAAGCAAGGAUUGCAAAUAUUCGCGCGCUUGUUGACGCUUGUUAUGAAGCUUCAGGCGAAGAAAGAAGGGCUAUUGAAUACUUAAAAAAAGGCUUGGAGGGAGGUACUGCUUCUGAUGAUCGCAGAAAAAUUGCCGUAAGCCACAGAAACUUAUGCGACUGCAAUUUGAGCUUAGAGCGAAUAGCAGAGGUUAAUCGUGGUUUAGGAAGUCGACGUUAUUGUCAACUAGAAAGAAAUGAAGAGGCAGUUCAAUGUUUCGAACAAAUGUUAAGACUUAUGACCGUUAUUGGAGACAAGAAAGGUAUAGCUGAUGCUAAGAUGAGUUUGGGGAGGUUUUCAAAUCCCGCUUUAGAGGCGCAAAACAGUAUCGAUGUGGGAAACGCUUACGUGAAUUUAGGUCAUUAUGACCAGGCUAUCGACUGUUUCAGAAACUCGUUACAGAUAGCAACGGCAAUCGGCAACCAAUAUGGUAUAGCUCGUGCUAAUAUGUAUUUGGGAGAUGUUUACAAAAGAUUAAAAGACUAUGAAAAAGCUAUUAGCUAUUUGAUAGAAAGCUUAAAAAUUAGCACGACCAUUGGCAAUACGUAUUUAAUGGCAGAAAGCAAUCGCCAGUUAGGUAAUAUUUAUUAUUCUUUAGGAAAGGGGGAAAUCGCAAUUAGCCAUUGGAAAAAAGCAUUAGAAUUAGGAACAGCAAUUGACAAUCAAGGAAUAAUAGCAAAGGUCAAUCACAGUUUAAGCUACACUUACGUUCAGCUAGGAAGAAACGACGAGGCACUUUUAUGUCUCGAAGAAGCGUUAAGACUUAUGACCGCUAUUGACGACCAGAAAGGGAUAGCUGGUGUUAAUAUGAGUUUGGGCAGAUUUUAUCAAAGAACGAAAGACUAUAAAAAGGCAAUUAGCUUUUGGAAAGUCAGCUUAGAAAUUAGCACGGCUAUUAGUGAUCAGCCAUCAAUGGCAGAACAGAAUAGAAAUCUAGGUGAUCUUUAUCGUUGUAUAGAAAAGUGGGAAAGCGCAAUUGACCAUUAUAAGAAAACAUUAGAAUUGGGAAAACCAAUGGGCGAUCAAGAAAAAAUAGCAGAUGUCAAUUGUAACUUAGGCAAUUGUUACAGUAAACUAGAAAGCAAUGAAGAGGCAGUUCAAUGUUUUGAAGAAAUGUUAAGACUUAUGACCGCUAUUGGCGACCAGAAAGGUAUAGCUCAUGCUAAUAUGUAUUUAGGAGAUGUUUACGAAAGAUUAAAAGAUUAUGAAAAAGCUAUUAGCUGUUUGAAAGAAAGCUUAGAAAUUACCACGACCAUUGGCGAUACGUAUUUAAUGGCAGAAAGCAAUCGCCAGUUAGCGAAUAAUUAUUAUUCUUUAGGAAAGUGGGAAAUCGCAAUUUACCAUUGGAAAAAAACAUUAGAAUUAGGAACAGCAAUUGGCAAUCAAGGAAUAAUAGCAAAGGUCAAUCACAGUUUAAGCUACUCUUACGUUCAGCUAGGAAGAAACGACGAGGCACUUUCAUGUCUCGAAGAAGCGUUAAGACUUAUGAACGCAAUUGACGACCAGAAAGGAAUAGCUGAUGCUAAUAUGAGUUUGGGGAGAUUUUAUCAAAGAAGGAAAGACUAUGAAAAGGCAAUUAGCUAUUUGAAAGUCAGCUUAGAAAUUAGCACGGCCAUUAGUGAUCAGUCAUCAAUGGCAGAACAGAAUAGAAAUCUAGGUGAUCUUUAUCGUUGUAAGAAAAAGUGGGAAAGCGCUAUCGACCAUUAUAAGAAAACAUUAGAAAUAGGAAAAGCAAUGGGCGAUCAAGGGGAAACAGCAAAUGUCAAAUGUAAUUUAGGCAUUUGUUACAUUAAACUAAAAAGAAAUGAAGAAGCACUUCAAUGUUUCAAAGAAACGUUAAGAAUUUUCACAGCCAUUGGCCACCAGGAAGGAAUAGCUGAGAAUAAUGCUAUUGAUGACCAAAAUGGAAUUAAAUAUGUCAGUAACGAAUUGGGCCGUGUUCACCAGCAUAAAGGUGAAUACAGCAAAGCCAUCGAAUGGCACAGAAAAUCUUUAGAGAUAGCAAAGACGGUCGAUGACCAAGCAGGUAUAGUAGAAGCCAAUUGUGAUUUGUCUUUGAUUUACCAAAGAAUGGGAGAGGAUGAAAAAGCCAUUAGCUAUAUAAAAGAAGGCUCUAAAAUCGCCAAGGCUAUUAUUGACAAGCCGUUUAUGAUAAUACGUAGUUAUGAAGAACUAGCAAAUGUUUUUAAGAGUUUAGGAGAAUACAAAGUUGCAUCAUCAUAUUUAGUAAAACUUAUUAAACUUCUUGAAGAGCAGUUCCAAAAUAAAGUUCCAGAUGAAAACAAACUCUCCUUCACAAGUUUUUUCUGUAGAGCUCAUGGAGAGUUAAUGAGUUGUUUUGUUUCUCUGGGGCGCAUAGAAUCAGGAUUAUUAGUGACUGAUCUGGGUAGAGCUAAAGAGCUCCAUUUUUCUAUUGAAAGAAAACGAAAUAAUUUCGAUGCAGAAUUGUCUCAUUACGCACGAUCAAUAUGGAGCAAAAUUGAGAAAAGAGAGGAAAAUCGAGAAAUAGAGCGAAUACAGAAUAUUCUUCAGGUAAAAAAUAAUGAAAUUUCAAUAGUGUUAUUUGCAUUUGAUUUCAAUGAAGGGUCUCUGAAAGUUUGGGUUUUGAACAGUGAUGUCACCUUUAAGUGCUCACAUGAUUUAUCGAUUAUAUGGGCGUUUGUGAUGAAUUUUUCCGCAAACAGAGGUGUCAAAGUUAAUCGAGAUUCUUCAUUUUUUAAACUUGAUUCACUUGCGAAUGAACAUAGUUUUGAAAGUCACAUGAUCUCACCGCCAACCAAGCCGUGUAAAAGGGAAACGCUUGAAGACUUGCACGAAAAACAUUUGAGCGCAGAUAGUUGCAGUGAUGAAAAUAGUUUGAAAAAACUGUUCGAUUUUCUCAUUCAACCGAUAAGAGAUGCCGUCAAAGGAAAUAAGCUCAUUGUUGUUCCUCACGGGCCACUGUUUUUUGUACCAUUUUCUUCCCUGAUUGAUGAAAAUGGGAGGUAUUUAUCUCAGAGUUACAGCAUUCAAGUAACACCCUCAUUACACACUCUGACGUUUACCAAAGAACAACCCCAUGACUAUGAACCCGGUUUUGCGUUGUUUGUUGGUAAUCCAAAAGUUGGGCAUGGCAAAGAUGUCACACCUCUUGAUCUACCCAAAGCAGCUGAGGAAGUUGCAAGUCUUUCGAAGCUCUUCACAGCAAGACCUCUCGUAAAUGCUGAAGCAAAAAAACAGGUUGUUCUCGGACUUCUAAGCGGUGCUAGUAUAAUUCAUAUUGCUGCUCAUGGUGAACCGAAGAAUGGUGAAAUAAUGCUUGCUCCUGACCUUUCCUUAAAUGAACCAUCUUCGUCUCCACCAAAUCCAGAUUCCUAUCUCCUCACUCAGAAUGAUAUUAUGAGUAUUUCAUUGCAAGCUCGCUUGGUCGUCCUAUGCUGUUGUCACACAGGCCUAGGGGAGAUUUCUUCAGGAGACAUAGGUAUAGCCCUGUCUUUUCUUGCUGCUGGAGCACGCUCUGUUCUCGCCACACUAUGGCCCAUUAGUGAUGAUGCAACAAAAGAUUUCAUGGAAGCAUUUUACGGCGAACUGCUUCAGAAAACGUCAGUUUGUGAGGCUUUAAGAAGGGUAAUGAACCUCUUCCAACAACACGAAAGAGGAGAUUACCGCUCCUUUUUUAUUUGGGCUUUAUUUACUCUCUAUGGAGAGGAUGUGAUGUUUACAAAAGGCGACAUUGAAAUGAUCAGAGAAAAAUCCAGUGAAACUCUACCCGAGUGUGGUUUUGCGUUGUUUGUUGGUAAUCCAACGUCAGACUUGCCUAAAGCCACUGAGGAGGUUCAUUCUCUGUCAAAGCUUUUCAAUGCCAAGGCCUUCGUGGAGGGCGAAGCCAGGAAACAGGUUUUGCUGGGACUUUUGAGCGGGGCAAGUAUUAUCCAUAUUUCUGCACAUAUUGAACCUAAGCAAUGCGCAAUAAUGCUCUCUCCAUGUGUCUCCUCGAAUCAAGCAUCUUCCACUCUUCCUGACCAGGAUGACUUUUUGACGCAAAAGGAUGUUCAGGGUCUUUCUCUUAAAGCUCGCUUGGUUGUUUUAUGCCUACGUCUCUCUGAGCAAGACGAGAUCUCUCCAGAGGGUGUUAAAACUUUAGCUUUGUCUUUUCUUUCAGCCGGAGCUCGCUCUGUUCUUACCACACUAAGCCACAGUGACGAUGAUGCAACAACGGAGUUUAUAAAAGGAUUUUAUAAUCACUUACUGCAUGAAUCAUCAGUCAAGGAGGCGCUAGAGAAGACAAAAAAACUCUUUGAAAAGCACGAUAAAGAGUCGCAUCGAUCCAUUGUAGGUUAUUCUCGGUUUACAAUCUACGGAAAAGAUGUGAUGUUUCAAAAACACGACAUCGAAACGAUAAGAAAGAAAUCUCACAAAAUGUUUUCUGGUUUUGUGGUAUUACCAACUGAUGACCUUAAUGGUUCAUUUCAAAAUUUUAACCUACUAGAUAAAGCGUAG